Messenger RNA from Heterocephalus glaber (naked mole-rat), 3558 nucleotides. Lineage: Eukaryota; Metazoa; Chordata; Mammalia; Rodentia; Bathyergidae. The record is from RefSeq and is a predicted model, not a curated record.
GCCCCAGCCUAGGGGAAGCCUGGCUGCACUCAAGGGAGCAUGAACCAGAAGACCACCCUGGUGCUGCUGGCGCUGGCCGUCAUCACCAUCUUCGCUUUGGUUUGUGUCCUGCUGGCCAGCAGGAGUGGAGAUGGGCCCCAACCUGGCCAGCAGCCCCCAUGCCCGUCAGCCGCGCCCACUGCCCAGGCCCACAUGCACCCUGGCCCCGGCCAGCUCUUUGCAGACCUGAGCCCAGAGGAGCUGGCGGCCGUGCUGAGCUUCCUGACCCUGCGGCUGGGCCCGGGCCUGGUGGACGCCGCCCAGGCCCGGCCCUCGGACACCUGCGUGUAUUCAGUGGAGCUGCAGCUGCCCCCCAAGGCCGCGGCCCUGGCCCACAUGGACGCAGGGGCCCCUCCACCCGCCCGGGAGGCACUGGCCAUCGUGUUCUUUGGGGCCCAGGCCCAGCCCAACGUGAGCGAGCUGGUGGUGGGGCCACUGCCCCAGCCGUCCUACCUGCGGGACGUCACCGUGGAGCGCUACGGCGGCCCCCUGCCCUACCACCGGCGCCCUGUGCUGGCCCGAGAGUACCAGGACAUCGACCACCUGCUCUUCGACCGAGAGCUGCCCCAGGCUGCGGGGCUUCUCCACCACUGCUGCUUCUACACACCUGGCCAGCUGGUGGCAAUGACCACGGCGCCCCGUGGCCUGCAGUCAGGAGACCGGGCCACCUGGUUCGGCCUCUACUACAACGUCUCAGGUGCUGGCAUCUUCCUGCACCCCGUGGGGCUGGAGCUGCUGGUGGACCACGGGGCCCCGGAGCCAGCCCGCUGGGUCGUGCGGCAGGUGUUCUUCCAGGGCCGCUACUAUGAGAGCCUGACCUGGCUGGAGCACCUGUUUGAGGCCGGCCUGGUGAAGGUGGUGCCCGUCCCUGACAAUGGCACAGGUGGGGCUUGGUCCCUGAAGUCGCCGGUGCCCCCGGGCCCAGCUCCCCCUCUGCAGUUCCCCCCACAAGGCCCCCGCUUCAGUGUCCAGGGCAGUCGCGUGGCCUCCUCCCUGUGGGCCUUCUCCUUUGGCCUAGGAGCCUUCAGUGGCCCGAGGGUCUUUGACAUCCGCUUCCGGGGUGAGAGGGUGGCCUACGAGGUCAGCGUCCAGGAGGCCCUGGCCGUCUACGGGGGGAACUCCCCGGCGGCAAUGCUGACCCACUACAUGGACAGCAGCUUUGGCAUUGGCAAGUACUCCACGCCCCUGGCCCGUGGGGUGGACUGCCCCUACCUGGCCACCUACGUGGACCGGCACUUCCUGGUGGGAUCUCAGGCCCCCAAGACCAUCCGAGACGCCCUGUGUGUGUUUGAACAGAACCAGGGCCUCCCCCUGCGGCGACACCACUCAGAUUUCUACUCCCAUUACUAUGGGGGCGUCGCGGACACGGUGCUGGUGGUCAGGUCUGUGGCCACCCUGCUCAACUAUGACUAUGUGUGGGACGUGAUCUUCCACCCCAACGGGGCCAUCGAAGUCAGAGUCCAUGCCACGGGCUACAUCAGCUCCUCCUUCUUCUUCGGUGCUGCCCAACGGUACGGGAACCGAGUCGGGGAGCAUGUGCUGGGCACGGUCCACACGCACAGCAUCCACUUCAAGGUCGACCUGGACGUGGCAGGACCGGAGAACUGGGUCUGGGCCGAGGACCUGGCCUUCUUCCCCGCGGCUGUGCCCUGGCGCCCUGAGCACCAGAUCCAGAGGCUGCAGGUGACCCGGAAGCUGCUGGAGACGGAGGAGCAGGCCGCCUUCGCCCUGGGCGGGGCCACCCCUCGCUACCUGUACCUGGCCAGCAACCGCAGCAACAAGUGGGGGCACCCGCGGGGCUACCGCGUGCAGACGCUGGGCCCUGCCGGGGAGCUGCUGCCCCCGAACAGCUCCAUGGGGGGCGCCUUCAGCUGGGUGUGGUACUGCGUGGCUGUGACCCAGCGGAAGGAAGGGGAGCCCAGCAGCUCCAGCAUCUGCAACUUGAAUGACCCCUGGACGCCCACUGUGGAUGUCAGUGACUUCUCUGGCAAUGAGACCAUAGCAGGGCAGUAUCUGGUGGCCUGGGUGACAGCUGGAUUCCUGCACAUCCCACACGCAGAGGACGUCCCCAACACGGUGACGGCGGGGAACGGGGUGGGCUUCUUCCUGCGGCCCUACAACUUCUUUGACGAGGACCCCUCCUUCCGCUCUGCUGACUCCGUGUACUUCCAGGGGGGCCAGGACGCUGGCGCCUGCGAGCUCAACCCCCUGGCCUGCCUGCCCCUGGCCGCCGCCUGUGCCCCUGGCCUCCCUGCCUUCUCCCACGGGGGCUUCUCACACAACUAGGGGCAGGUGAGGGACAGCCAGCCUGGCCCCCGCAUCCUUCCUCAGCCUGCUGUCCCCUGCACGGCCCUCCGUCCCUCUGUCCUCCGUGCCCACCCCCUCUGGGGGCAUCAGAGCCUGGCUGCCUGUCGCGGGAGCCCGGGUACUGCUGGUCCCGCUGUGCCGAGCCCCAGCAGGGAGGAGGGGGCGGCCCAGGCAGAGCCUGAGCGGCGGCCAGCUGUCCCCAGAUGAGACCCUUUUUGAUGCUUUCUGGCUUUCCCCAAACCUUUCAGCCUGCCUGUGAGGAUGCAGUGGGGUCAUCCCCUAGAAUCCCAGGGUAGGUCCACGUGUCCCGCACACACUCAGAGGAGCCAGAAGGGACCGUGUGCCCUCAGCCUCUCAUCCACGUCCCUGCCUUGCUGGCCUCCCUCUGGGUCCUGAGGGGAUGUGUCUCCCUGGUGUCCCUAGCCCUCACUUCUCAACUGCAGUCUCUCCUGGUCCUGAGCCUGUGGAAGUCUCAGAGAUGCCAGGGUGCCUCGUGGGCAAGGCCUCGUGUGCCUGUCAUUUGUGAGGAGCAGUUGUGCCCAGCCUGUCAUGCCUGGGCAGCAGGUAUCUGUGGACUGCCCCCUGUGUCUGCUUCCUGCCUUCCACUCCCUUGAGGAGGGUGCUUGUAGUGAGAGUAGCAGCUCCAGUAGCUGCACCUCACCUCACCUGCACUGCAGGUGAUGCUGGGAGUGCCACGACGAGGAGACCGGGCAUUUAUCUCUAGGCCUGCAGGUGACCAGAGGGGCACCCAGCAGGAGAGAGCUGGGACAGGAAUGAGCCUGGACACCCAUGAAGCAGAAGUCCUGGAGACUCCGCCCCCUGAGCCAAACCGACCAAUCACCCACAGGCAUACAAAUAAGCCGGGGCCUGGCAUCCUGGUCUGGGCACCUGGCCCUGCUGGUCCCUCGCUGGUCUGCACAACGCAGGGGGACAAAGAGGGGUCAGUGCCGUGCAUGCCGACGACGCCAUGUAACGCAGCUAACAACUCGUCCUCUGCCUUACCGUCCUCGGGGCCUCAUCUUCCAGCAUGAAGGCAAAGUGUAGAUUGUGAGCCUGUGCCCCGUGUGUUGAGUUUAGGGAGAGGGGAGUCGUGCACACCUGCUGUCCCCACAGUCAGCCUGUGUUGUUCUGAUGCGCUCAGGGAGGGGCCACCACCCUGACCUUGUGUCUGUUACUGAGUCUAAUAAAUAAUAAAUGGGCCCAAACCAAUUA